UUCAAACAUCAAACAAUGCAACAGUCAUGUAUACCAAAUGCCAAUGCUGAUUUAAGAUUAUUUAAAAGAGUAAUCUUUGAUUAUUAUUUGAUUGAAGUCAAGAUGAAGCUGUUACUUUUGUUCGCCCUUGUAGCUUUGGGUUACUCCCAUCACAUCACCUUCCCGGAAGAGGACGAAGCCCAAUGGGAGCUCUUUAAGAUCGAACAUGAGCGAGUGUAUGGAGAUGAGAAGGAGGAGUACACUAGGAAGGAAAUCUUCAUGAACAACCUCAACUUCAUCCGUGAACACAACAAGAAGUACGAGCGAGGAGAAGUUACCUUCACCGUAGGAGUCAACCAGUUCGCUGACAUGACAAACGAAGAGUUCCGCCAGAGGAUGAACGGAUUCAGAAUGCCCGAAGAUUACCAGAGUAGUGGAGCUAAGUUUGAGAUCGACGAGUACCUGGAAGCUCCCAAGACUGUUGACUGGAGGAAGAAGGGAGCUGUAACCCCAAUCAAGGACCAAGGACAGUGUGGAUCUUGCUGGGCCUUCAGUGCAACUGGAAGUUUGGAAGGACAGACCUACCUGAAGACAAAGAAGCUGGUGUCUUUAAGUGAACAGAACCUGGUUGACUGCAGCAGCAAACAAGGUAACGAAGGGUGUAACGGAGGUUGGAUGGAUUAUGCGUUCAAGUACGUCAAGCAAAACAAGGGAAUCGACACCGAGGCUUCCUACCCCUACGAGGCAGAGGAUGACUCAUGCAGAUACAAGGCCAAGAACAAGGGAGCCACUUGCUCUGGCUACGUGGAUGUGACUACAGGAAGUGAGAAGGCUUUGCAGCAGGCCGUGGCUAAGAUUGGACCAGUGUCUGUCGCCAUCGAUGCCGGCCACAACUCCUUCCAGCUGUACAAGAGCGGAGUGUACAAGGAGCCUUCGUGCUCCACCACGAACCUAGACCACGGAGUGUUGGCUAUCGGAUACGGCACUGCCAAGAAGGGAGGAGACUACUGGUUGGUGAAGAACUCCUGGGGAACCUCCUGGGGAAUGAAGGGAUACAUCAUGAUGGCCAGGAACCACAAGAACAUGUGUGGUAUUGCCUCCAAGGCCAGCUACCCCACAGUCUAGAACAUCAUUAUAUCAUGGCCAAUGGCCAGCUCAACGUCCUUACUUUGUUAUUAUUAAGUUAAAUAAAACCUGUUAGUAAAUUGUA
Molecule: messenger RNA, 1189 nt
Organism: Macrosteles quadrilineatus (aster leafhopper)
Lineage: Eukaryota; Metazoa; Arthropoda; Insecta; Hemiptera; Cicadellidae
Product: procathepsin L-like
Exons: 7
Coding region: 16-1104 (362 amino acids)
Biological process (GO): immune response
Cellular component (GO): lysosome
Molecular function (GO): cysteine-type endopeptidase activity
Source: RefSeq, a predicted model, not a curated record